Nothoprocta perdicaria is the source of this 1380-nucleotide messenger RNA. It is a transcript of the gene DOK3, whose product is annotated as docking protein 3. The coding region runs from base 13 to 1380 and encodes 455 amino acids. NCBI's taxonomy places the organism in Eukaryota, Metazoa, Chordata, Aves, Tinamiformes, Tinamidae. Gene Ontology annotation, biological process: cell surface receptor protein tyrosine kinase signaling pathway; positive regulation of MAPK cascade. Gene Ontology annotation, cellular component: cytoplasm. The transcript has 5 exons. The record is from RefSeq and is a predicted model, not a curated record.
AGUGCUGUGCUCAUGGAGAGGCCGGUGAAGGACGGGAUCCUCUACGUGCAGCACAGCAAGUUUGGAAAGAGGUCCUGGAGGAAGAUGCGAGCACAGCUCUUUGCCGCCAGCCUGUCCGGCGUGGCGCGGAUGGAGAAGUUUGACGUGAGGGACGACGGCACGAUGCUGGAGAAGUCCUCCCUGCGCCGGUGCGCCCGCCGCGUGAUCCGCCUCUCCGACUGCGUCUCCGUGGGGCCCCUCGGCACCGAGAGCUGYCCCAAAGACACCGCGGCCUUUUAUCUCACCACCACGGAGAAGAGCUACGUGCUGGCUGCCGAGCAGCGGGACGAGUGGAUCUCGCAGCUCUGCCAGCUGGCUUUCCAGGGCACAAAGGAGGCUCUGCAAAGUGGCACCAGGACACAGCCCAACCCCAGCGUGCACAUGGAGGAGAACUCCCUCUACUCCUCGUGGCAGGACCUGACCGAGUUCCUGGUGCUGGCGCUCCGGACGGAGGCRGCCGCCCGCUGCGGUCUGCACGGGCACUACGUGCUCGCAGCCCUGCCCCAGAGCCUGAYGCUGAAGGACCCGCAGUCCCGCCAGCCCCUGCUCACCUGGCCCUACCCCUUCCUCCGCAAGUUCGGCCAGGACCAGACAGUCUUCUCCUUCGAGGCCGGCCGCCGCAGCGACUCAGGCGAGGGCACCUUCAGCUUCAGCACCCCGCGGGCGCCAGAGCUCUGCCGCGCUGUGGCCACCGCCAUCGCCUGCCAGCAGCAGCAGGGCAAGGACGCCGCGGAGAACCAGCUCCCUGCACCGGGCACUGAGACCCAGCCCGGGGGCCCCGUCCCCCAGGAACUGCCAGCGGGGGGGAGGGGGCACCCUGGCUCCCAGCCGCCCUCCKGCCUCCUCCGCUUUCCACCCGCAGACCCCGGCAGCGCUGGCCCCAUCAUCUACGCCUCCAUCGCGCGGGGCCAGCAGCCCCUCUUCGGGCCGGGGCCGCCGGGCCCGGGGCAGCCCUGGCCGCCGGGGAAGCCGGCGGCUGAGCACCUGUAUGAGAACAUCUUUGCGGCAGAGCCGGGACGCCCGGCCGAGGAGGAGGAGGAGGAGGAAGAGGAGGAGCAGGAGGCAGGGCAGUGGGAGCUGGGCUGCCGGCAAGCCCCCGAGGGCCACAGCACCGAGCCUGGCGCUAUCUAUGACAACCAGGCAGCGGCAGCCGCGGCCCCGGCGUGGGCUGAGCCGCAGCCCGCCGGCCCCGCGGAGCAGCGCUGGGGCCCGGCAGGGCACUGCGCCCCCGAGGAGCCUCCUGCGCGGCCCGGGCCCAAGCCACAGAGCAACCUCAAGGCUAAGCUCGUGCGGCUGCUGAGCAGGGAGGCGGCCGCCCCCGGGCCGCGGGACUGGCCCUGA